AUGAAGCUCCUACUGCACCUGCUCGCUUUCGUCAGCCUGUACGCCGGCCUCCCGGCGCAGGCUGUGUCUACAUUCGCCCCGGCCAGACCGCCGGCGAUCCCCUUGGCCGUGAGAUCGCCAUAUCUAAACACCUGGCUCAAUGGGGAUGCCAAAGGCAUUCUGCCUGGCACGUGGCCAAAGUUCUGGGCAGGCCAGAUCACCGGAUGGCAGGGCUUCGUCCGGGUGGACAACGCCAUGUACAACUGGAUGGGCGCGGCUCCCGGCCCGCCCGCGGUCAACCAGCUGUCCUUCACCUACACGUCGACCAAGAGCAUCUUCACGUUCGACGUGGGGGGCAAGGUCGCCAUGACCGUGACCUUCCUCUCCCCCGUCUACCCGGACGACGUGGAAAAGCAGUCGCUGCAGUUCUCGUACGUGCGCGUCGGGGUCAAGUCCUCUGACGGGGCCAGCCACAACGUGCAGGUGUACAUGGAUGUCGCGGGAGAAUUCGCCAGCGGAGGCGACCACUCCAAGAUCAUCCAGUGGAGCAAGGGCACCUCGGGCACGGGCGGCAACGCCGUCGAGUACGCCGAGUUCGCGCUCCGGGACCAGGCAGUGUUCCGCGAGAGCAACGAGCAGGCCAACUGGGGCACGUGGUUUCUCGCCACCUCUGGGGACGCGGGACUAACGUCGCGCGUGGGCGGCGGCGAUGUGGCGACGCGGCAGCAGUUCGCGGCCGACGGGCGGCUCGACAACUCGGUCGACGGGAACCCGCGCUCCGUGGCCGACAACUGGCCCGUCUUCGCCUUUGCGCGCGACCUCGGCGGCGUGUCCGGGGAGGAGAAGGAGGUGGUCUUCACGCUCGGGCUGGCGCAGGACUCAGUCGUCAACUUUCAGGGCCAGGGCGCCUCGCCCACGGCGCUGACGGGGCCGUGGAAGAGGAACUUCGGCAGCGCGGCCGACUCGGCGGCCGGGUUCCACCGCGACUGGAGCGCGGCUGUCCGGGCGGCGGACUCGCUCGACGAGCGGAUCCGGGCCGACUCGGCGGCGGCGGGCGGGGACGACUACGCUGCCAUCACAACACUGGCGGUACGGCAGACGUUUGGCGGGCUGCAGAUGGCGCAGGGGCCCGGCGGCCAGCAGUACGUGUUCCUCAAGGAGAUCAGCUCCAACAGCGACGUACAGACGGUCGACGUCAUCUUCCCGGCCAUGCCGAUCCUGCUGUACCUCAACCCGCGGCUGCUGCGGCUGCUGCUGGACCCGCUGUACGAGAACCAGGAGGCGGGCCACUACCCCAACAGCUACGCCAUCCACGACCUGGGAACCUUCCCAAACGCCCUGGGCUACCCGGCCGGCAACGACGAGCCCAUGCCGCUCGAGGAGUGCGGCAACAUGAUCAUCAUGACGCUCGCCUACGCGCAGCGCGCCGCCGACGACGACUACCUGCGCGCGCGCCUGCCCAAGCUGCGCCAGUGGGCCGCCUUCCUCGUCGACGACAGCCUCGUACCAGCCAACCAGCUGUCGACCGACGACUUCGCCGGCACCCUAGCCAACCAGACCAACCUGGCCAUCAAGGGCAUCAUCGGCCUGCGCGCCAUGGCCGAGAUUGAGCGGCGGGCCUCGUCAGGCGCCGCUGAGCUGGCCGUGGAGCAGGAGUCGUUCGGCGCCAUCGCGAGCAGCUACCUCGACGCCUGGCAGCGCCUGGCCGUCAACUCGGCGGCCAACCCGCCGCACACGACGCUGUCGUACAACCAGCCCGACAGCCACGGGUUGCUGUACAACAUCUACAGUGACCGUCUGCUCAACCUCGGCUUCGUGCCCCAGUCCGUGUACGACAUGCAGAGCACGUUUUACAGGAGCGUGGAGCUCGAGUUCGGUGUCGCCCUCGACACGCGCCACACAUGGACCAAGAGCGACAUGUUUGCCGCGGCCGUGGCCGACAACGAGACCAAGACCAUGUUCGUCUCCAAGUUGCGCAAGUGGAUCGACGCCACCACGUCAGACAGGGCCAUGACGGACCUCUACGACGCGAGCACGGGGGGCUACCCGGGAGGCGGGCCGACGUUUGUGGCUCGGCCCGUUAUGGGGGGCUUGUUUGCCCUCUUGGCCUUACCAAAGUGA
Messenger RNA from Gaeumannomyces tritici R3-111a-1, 2100 nucleotides. Its product is annotated as glutaminase GtaA. The transcript has 4 exons. Bases 1 to 2100 code for a protein of 699 amino acids. The record is from RefSeq and is a predicted model, not a curated record. Lineage: Eukaryota; Fungi; Ascomycota; Sordariomycetes; Magnaporthales; Magnaporthaceae.